Messenger RNA from Saitoella complicata NRRL Y-17804, 1235 nucleotides. RefSeq lists its product as uncharacterized. The coding region runs from base 163 to 1011 and encodes 282 amino acids. The record is from RefSeq and is a predicted model, not a curated record. The transcript has a single exon. NCBI's taxonomy places the organism in Eukaryota, Fungi, Ascomycota, Saitoellomycetes, Saitoellales, Saitoellaceae.
GCGUCAUGCGAAGAAGUCGUAUGUAAGGGGAGAUAGCAUAUUCGGUCCUUCUUUCAUUUAUCUGUUCCCAAUUUCUACGACAGCGUGGUGCAUUGAUGUCUACUUCUAGCCUGAUCCCUUCAUAUCGCGAUGGUGCCUUGUGAAACCCAAAGCACCUACCACAUGCCUUUAAAUUACCCGCUAUCCAUAGGACACUUGAUAUCUGCAGUCGCGGUAAUAUCUGUCUCGGCUGAAAUGAUCGACGGUCAAUCAUUGUGUUCUACGGUAGUCGUAACUGCUCCGUCAUCCGGAACUCAACCCACUCGCUGUGCGAGUCUUUUGGUCUGCUGUGUGGAACGAGUGCAUCAGAUGGCACGUCAUGCGUCUUGGAAAGCCGCCGCGAAACUGUGCGUAACGGAGAGCCAAUGGUUGAACAACGGGGAUAAGUUGCCAGUCUUUCAGGACAAUUCUGACUGCCGAUUAAACUUCAUCGGUAUGGCAGCAGAAUCAGAGAAGGCAGGCUGCCUCGUUGCAGGAGAAGAACCCGAACUUCGAAGUAAGGAAAGCGUAGGAGCGCGCGAUGACUUCGUCGUAUUCGAGUUCGUUUGCCAAACGAGGAGCAUCACAGAGAAUGAUCCCGGCACAGCAGCUUGUGAUGAAAACGAAGAGGAUCUGGCCUGCGAAAUGUACAGCAUCAUUCGCACGGCCAUAUCGAACACCGGCCUCGCAACAGACAUCUUCGACGGGCAGGUGGCUCUACGGCGAAACCGCUUGGAGCCCUUCCACGCCUACUUUUUCUUCAGAAAUGGCGAGGCUGCAUCCGUGCUCUCCAAACAGCUGUUGACGAUCCGAUCUGACGACAGCGACGAAGUCCAACAACGAACGAUAGUCCGUUAUCGCAUAUCACCUGACCACGUUCCGCAAGGCAUCCUCGGAAACUUUUACGACUUUAUGGGGUGGAAGCGUCAAUCUUUGAUCCGACAUGACGUGGGUCCGGUUGCACAGUGCGAUUCGGCAGAGGAUAGUACGUAGUCGGCAUGAUUCUUUUUCUUUAUGGGAGGUCGGUGAGUUUUGCGCAUCGUACAUGGGCGGCAACUCGUCCCGGCGUUAUCGUCAUCGAUCGUGUAUGCGAUUUUGUGGGUUCCUUGUGCGAGAGGAGUAGGGAUGCCGUGGACGCGUAUGUACGACGGGGGUGGGUAGCCGUGGUCCACAGUCGAUUUGCGAGGUUCGUGAUUGACUUUGUCACUCCGUGUAUG